UGACAGUUAGGUGCGUAAGAAGUUGAAAUAGGUUAUUAAGCGAACAGAUCAUACAGAAACUGUGUGCAGAAACCUGAAUGCAAGUAUGGGAGAAGAGGCACAACUCCAGGUAGUGAUGCUGCCGUGGUUGGCACAAGGUCAUAUUAAUCCUCUCAUAAACCUUUCCAAGGCCUUGGCAAGCCAUGGGGACGUAAAAGUCUGGAUCGUAUCAACCCCUGAAAAUAUAUCCCGAAUCAGAGCUCGCUUGCAUGACGAACCCAUCCACCUGUUGGAGUUGGCGUUGCCGUCUGUAGACGGACUUCCCCCUGGCGUCGAAUGCACAGCAGACAUUAAACCAGAAUCGGUCCAUCUCCUUCACAGCGCAUUCGAUCAACUGGACAAGCCAUUUGAGAGUCUUUUGAGGCGCCUUUCGCCAAAUUUUCUAGUGUACGACAUCGUAGCGCCUUGGGCUGCCACCGUGGCUGCUCAGCUGGAUAUACCGAGCUUUGUUUUCUCCAUCUUCAAUCCGGCGGCAUUUUCUUAUUUUGUCGGCCAUUGCAAGGCGGCAGCGAGUAGCAGGUACGUGAAGGCGGAAGAUUUGACCCAGCUUCCGACGGACUAUCCGGUGCCUAUCAUCUCGUGGAGGCUGUUCGAAGCGCGCCUCGGGUAUAACAACUUCAUUGCAUUCGCCGACCGUGUGUGGGCGUGUUGCCAGCAGUCGUGUGGAAUAGUGAUAAAGUCGUGCUUUGAAGAGGAAGACAAAUAUCUGAAAUACUUAACUCAUAUCACUGGAAAGCCAGUGAUUUCCGUUGGUCCAUUAGUGAUUGCCGGGGGAGCAACGGAGGAUAAGUCUGGAAAUUUCGUGGUAGAGUGGCUUGAUAAGCAACGGCCCUCGUCGGUGGUGUUCGUAGCCUUCGGAAGCGAGUCUUUUCUGUCGGCGGAGCAGAUAACGGAAUUGGCGUUGGCACUGGAGAACAUCGGGCUGCACUUUCUCUGGUCGUUGCGAUCUUCUGACGUGACGUCCUCCGCGUUGUCGUUGUUGCCCGAGGGUUUCGAAGGCCGAACACGUGACCGGGGGCUGGUCGUUGGCGGGUGGGUGCCUCAGCUGCGUAUUCUUUCCCAUCCUUCCGUGGGAAGCUUUGUCACACACGGUGGGUGGAGCUCAGUGAUGGAAGCGUGGCUCUACUCCGGGUUGCCGUUGGUUUUAAUCCCGUUGCGGAACGAACAGGGGCUUAACAGUCGACAGAUUGAGCUCGAAUUGAAUGCGGGUAUUGAAGUGGAGAGGAAUGAGGAUGGAGGUUUUAGCAGGGAGGACGUUUGUAAGGCAGUUUGGACGGUGAUGGGUAAUGAAGAGAAAGGGGAGCAGAUUCGAUCGAAGGUGAGAGAGCUCCGUGGUGUUAUAGACCUCAACACAGGACGUCAACAGGCGUAUAUGGAAGAGUUAGUUAACCAGAUGAAAAAGUUUAUUAUCUCGCGUAGGGAGGAUUAUAUUUUAUAAUUAGUAUAUAUAUUUAAUAAUAUAUAUAUAUAAUGUUCAAAGAUAUUAUUUUCAAGGUAUCUAUUUUAAAUCAUUUUUCACAUUAAGAUAUAAUAGGCUCUUCGAGAAGUAUAUUCUUCUCCUCCUCCUCCUCCUCCUAUUCCUUCUGCUCCUCAUCCUUAUCCUCCCUUUUCUUCUUCUCAUUCUUCUACUUCUUAUUGCUCUAGUACUUUUUGUUCUUUUUUCUCUACAUUGUUUUUUCUUAUUUUGCUACAUAUUUAUCUAUACUAUGGUUAAC
Molecule: messenger RNA, 1754 nt
Organism: Cryptomeria japonica (Japanese cedar)
Lineage: Eukaryota; Viridiplantae; Streptophyta; Pinopsida; Cupressales; Cupressaceae
Product: anthocyanidin-3-O-glucoside rhamnosyltransferase-like
Exons: 1
Coding region: 86-1477 (463 amino acids)
Molecular function (GO): UDP-glycosyltransferase activity
Source: RefSeq, a predicted model, not a curated record